AUGUUGAUAAGGAAUUUGGAUCAAUCAGAAGGGCUUUGCAAUGGUACAAGGUUGACAGUUACUAAGUUAGCCAACUAUGUAAUACAAGCAAAGAUAAUUUUAGGUACAAAUAUCAAAAACAUUAUUUACAUACCACGAAUGUCUUUGUCUCCUUCUCAAUCUCCAUGGCCAUUUAAACUUAUCAGAAGACAAUUCCCAAUUAUAGUGUCAUUUACUAUGACAAUCAACAAAUCUCAAGGGCAAUCAUUAGAUUAUGUUCGUUUAUAUCUGCCCAAGAAUCUUUUCAGUCACGGACAACUCUAUGUUGCUAUUUCAAGAGUUAAGAGUAAAGCUGGAUUGAAAAUCUUAAUACAUGACAAAGACAACAACUCCUUAACUCAAACAACAAAUGUUGUCUUCAAAGAAGUUUUUCAUAACGUCAUCUAG
This is a messenger RNA of Lathyrus sativus (Indian pea), 426 nucleotides long. The record is from the annotation of a GenBank genome assembly. Lineage: Eukaryota; Viridiplantae; Streptophyta; Magnoliopsida; Fabales; Fabaceae.